CCCAUUACAAUUGUAACUUAGAAAAUGAUAUUCGCGUAAAAGCCGAAUUGGAAAUCUGCAACAAACAUUUUAUCGUAUUUUUUUAAUAUUGAAAUGACGUAAUCAAAUUUAAAUCGUAUCUAUUUCAAAUUGAAAAUCCGAAUGUUUCAUUGCUACCAUCGUUGCAUGUUCAUAUUUUAAUUCGAAAAAAUUGGAAUUGAAAGACGAUAUCAAAUACGGACAUAUCUAUUUAUACGUACAGUAUGUACAACCGUUCUGCCAAACGCACAGCAUUUGAAUUUCAAAUGGUUGCUAUUUGGUAUCUAAGCACGUGACAGAAGCUAUCGCGUGUCUUGUUUACGCGUAUCGUCGUCUGAUACAUUUCGAGUGUUUUGCAAAUUUUACGUCGUUUUGCGUAAGACAGUAUAAUGUUCUUAGAACAAGAUAGGUAGGACUCAAAUUCAUAGCCGGCGACGUUACGAGAAGACUACGGACCUAUUCUGAAUCGGAGUUUUCUUUCUCUCAUUUUGACUGGUUAAAAAUUAAUUGUUUAUCGGUUGGGAUUUACUUUUAGUUGAAUUUCAGUUAUGUUAUCAGUUCAAAGGAUUCAAAAUGCUAUCACGAAUUGAGAGAACUAGCAGAGAGCUCGAUUAAUCUAUGAAUGAAAAAAGCAAUUUAAUAGCAUUUCGUUAUGGCAAUAGGUUAUGAUAUGCAGAUAUGUAUAUACGCCCCCGGCACGAUUUUUUGAUAGUGCUCAUCUUAAGUAAAAGCAAAUAUAAAAAGUUGGAAAAUUAUUAACUUAUGAAUAAAUACAUCAUAGCGGGGUUGGGCGUUCUGUUGCGUAGGACAAACUCUUGUCGGUAAACACGUAACUUAUUUAAACAAACUUUGUUAGGCGUGGCUCCUCAUAACUUUUAGAUUUAUUCCACUAUAGAUCUUUCGUAAGUUUUAGGAGUAUCAUUUGCGGGUGUCAGAUUCAUGACUAUUCACAUUUUAGUAUCAGGGGAGUAAACUAUUAUAUUUGUGUAGGAGAAAUCCACAUUCAAGAAAAAGUAUAUUUACUCAGAAACGACUACACAUUAUUAUUAAGACUAUUAUUUAUCCAAGAAUUUAUGGGUGUGAUUAUGUUGUACGAGUGAUUGUUCUACUGAUAGUUGAUCGGCACGUAGGACAAAUUUUUCUUUUUAGUUUUUGUGACUGUUUGAAUUGAAGUUUAUCUUUUGUGAAUUGUGACUUACAGAAGGGCGUAGUGCUAAGACUACUGAAUUCUUCAGUUGUGGCCAUAAAUUUCAUCAUACUUUUUGCAUGUGACUUUGUUUUAUACCAGCUUUCUUAAUAAUACCGAUGUAUUUUUUCAGAUACUAUCAGAAAUGACAAAUGUUUAGUUUAAAUUAACACCUUUUUCAACUAAACAAUUAUUAGCACUUCCAAAUAAGAAGCAAGAUGAGUAAUGUGACAUCCUCAUCUAUCAUGGAUAAUGUGACCACGCCAUCCUCCUGCGCAAUGUUCCUUGACUAUGAUUGUAACAAUGGAAUCAUUUUACCUUUGGUGAAUGAAUCUCAAUGGAGUACUGGAUUUAGAGCAUGUCUUUAUCUGAUUGGUCUAUUGUGGAGCUUCAUGUUUGUCGCCAUCAUAGCUGAUACAUUCAUGUGUGCAAUUGAAGUCAUCACUAGCAAGACAACUGAAAUAAAAGUUGCAAGACCAGACAAAGAGGAAGGGUAUGAAAUAAUUGAAGUACGAGUUUGGAAUGAUACAGUUGCUAAUCUUACCUUGAUGGCUCUUGGUUCAAGUGCUCCUGAGAUUUUGCUUUCAAUUAUUGAAAUCACCACGAAUAACUUUAGAGCUGGGGAACUUGGUCCUAGCACUAUUGUUGGAUCUGCUGCUUUCAAUCUUUUGAUUAUCAUUGGAGUUUGCAUUGUCGGAAUUCCAGAAGGUGAAAAAAGAACAAUCAAGAGAUAUAAAGUAUUUGCAACAACUUCGCUUUUUGCCAUUUUUGCUUAUGUUUGGCUGUAUCUUGUUCUUGUUCCAAUAACUAAAAAUGAAGUUCAUCUCUGGGAAGCAGUAGCUACAUUUGCCUUUUUUCCUAUAUUAGUAAUCUUCGCUUUCAUAGCUGACAAAGAUUAUUGUGGAAAGAAAAAAGUGAAAGGAAGCACAAUUGAGAUUGAAAUGGGUGACGUUGAAGAUUCAGCUUUGAUGAAUGUCACAGAAUCUCAGGAAGAGAAGUUGAAAGGUGUUGUAAGUGCAUUUAUGCAAAAUCUUGAUAAACCAGAGAAUAUUUCAGAAGAAGAUGCUGCUUUGAUCGCUGUCCACAAAAUUCAGAAAGAUGUUCCACACAGCAGGGCAUGGUAUAGGGUGAAAGCAUCGAGAGACAUGCUGGCUGGAAAAAGAGUUGAUCCUAGUUUAGGUAACACUCUCGAAAGACUCAGUGAGUCCUCACCUGAUAAACUCAAGCACAAGGUUGAAGUCAACCAAAUUCUUGGCAAAACACAAUCCGAGGAAGCAAUAGUCGAAUUUGAUGCUGUUUCGUGCUCUGUACUUGAGAAUUGUGGCUCGGUUAAACUUUCAGUUGUGAGAUCUGGUAAUACUGCAAGCAAAGUAUCUGUCAGGUAUGAAACGGUUGAUGGGACAGCAAAUGCAGGUGAAGACUAUACACCUAUCAAGGGGGAGAUGACCUUCUAUCCACAAGAAGUAAGAAAAUAUGUUGAAGUGUACAUUGUUGAUGAUGAUGUAUGGGAGCCAGAUGAAACAUUUUUUGUCAGAUUGUACUUAGAUGUAGAAGAUAUGAAUGGAGAGAAAAUAAAAUUGGGAAGAAAAAAUAUAAAUCUAGUUACAAUUAUCAAUGAUGACGAACCAGGCACUGUAGAAUUUACAAAACCAAGUUACUUAGUGAAGGAAAGUGUUGGUACUGCUCAGAUACCUCUCCAUAGGUUUGAUGGUGCUGAUGGAAUCGUUACAGUUACUUGGACAACGGAGAAUAUCACAGCAAAAGAAGGUGCAGACUUUAUUGGCCACGAAGGAAAAAUAACAUUUGAGCAUGGUGAAGACACAAAAAAUAUAGAAGUUCCAAUUGUGAAUGAUCACAAAACAGAAAAAGAUGAAAGUUUCCAAAUAAUUUUGAGAUCAAUAUCAGAGGGAGCAAAAUUAGGACAUACACAGAAAACAGUUGUGACAAUUGUAGGAGAUGAAGAAUUUGAUGGAUUGAUCAAAAGAGUCAUUGCCAAAACACAUCUGAAAUUGAAAAAAAUGAAACUAGGAUCACAAUCCUGGGCAGAUCAAUUCGCAGAAGCUAUGAAUGUAAAUGGCGGAGAUAUUGAAAAUGCUACAGCUGGUGAUUAUGUCAUGCAUUUACUUACAUUUGGAUUCAAGUUUAUUUGUGCGUUUGUUCCCCCACCUUCAGUCGGAGGAGGAUACCCAUGCUUCCUCUGUGCACUUGUAGUUAUCGCUAUUCUUACAGCUCUUAUUCAAGAUCUAGCGUCCAUAUUUGGAUGUCUCAUCAGUCUUAAACCGAGCGUAACAGCAAUUACAUUUGUAGCUCUUGGUACAUCAUUACCUGAUCUCUUUGCAAGCAAGACAGCGGCAAUACAAGAAAAAUAUGCAGACAAUAGCAUUGGAAAUGUAACUGGAAGCAACAGUGUAAAUGUGUUUCUUGGGCUUGGUCUUCCGUGGCUUAUAGCUGCUAUAUAUUGGAAAGUGAAAUACAACAGUCCCUUUCCCAUUGAAUCUGGAAACCUGGGAUUCAGCAUAGCUAUCUACUCCAUCUGUGCUGUUUUAUGUACUCUGACAUUAAUAAUCCGUAGACUGACAUCAUGUUCUGGAAAAACUGAACUCGGCGGACCAAUGCCAGCAAGAUAUAUUUCAGCCUUAUUUUUUUUCACUCUGUGGUUGACAUAUAUCAUGCUUUCUGCUUUACAAGCUUAUGAUAUUAUACCUGGUUUUUAAUCUGCUGCUUCUUAUACACUCAAGUGGAAAUGGAAGAAGGUCUGCUUCGAAGUUGGGAAAGAUGCAAUUGACUCAGAAAUAAAAAUAUAGUGAUGUAAUAAUGCCUCUCAUAAAUUUUGAGACAGAAUAUACAAUGAGUGAUUAAACAUCUUGAAUGUAAGGUCAUGUUAAAAGCAUGUCGGUCCGCCAUACUAUGUUUGCUUUUUUACAACCUAUAAAAUUAUAUGGUAUGGUAUACUACAAAUAUAAAGAGUCAUACACAUACAUUCCAAAUCCAUGUUAGGUGUAAUAGAAAAGAAGACCACAUACUAUAAAAAUAACAUAAUUUCUCACUCAUAAUCAAUAUGCUCAAAUGUUUAUUGAUUUGUUAUAGAGUACUAUUGAUUUCUUCUAUGGCUUAGGUUCAGCCCCAUGUCAUAUGGGAAUUUAAAAAACCAUACCUACCAGUUUAUCAUUGUAUUGAUAUCAUUAUAUUACCAAUGUUUUUUUUUUUUUGCUCAUUUACUUCUUAAUUAAUUAUGUUCAAAUAAUUUGCACAAAACAUAGUAUAUAAUUAUCAUGUUAUUUGUUAGAGAUGUGCUCGCACAUAAUAAAUAUAUAUAUAUCAUAUAUUCAGAACAGGUUUUAAUUCUGAUUCUGCAAUUUUUAUGAGCAUUAUAAAAUACCCUAAUCUUCAUUAUACUUUAAUCAUAAUGUCUAGACUCCAAUAAUCACAGUGAAACCAUGUCAGAAUCUAGUAAUAGGAUAUGUGAUAUGGCGUAUAAAAUUAUCACAGAAUAUUUACUCACAAUCAAGUAUACCCACAGAUACCAUGCAGUAAGCUCCAUACUUGAUAUAUUGUGGUGAACCGAUAUACAAUACUCCAGCGCCAUUGAUACUGAAUAGUUACUGAAUAAUUAAUGUAAUAUAUACCUAUAGGUGACAAUCAUGCAGCCUAUCUUUUAUAAAUUUGUGUUAAAUUAUUCCUAUAUGAUGAUGUAUUACUGCCUAAUUCAUUCAGUCUUGUAUUACCGUAUUGACGUCUGAAUAAUGAAUAUCGUUGGAUUGGGAUUGGACCUCUUUCUAUUAAAAUUCAGUGGGUUAGUUUAAGCUGAAGAGAAUAAUUUAAGAAAUUGAUAAGCUGGGAAUCUAAAUUUCCAAUUGCUGCCUGCGUGAUUACAUCUUUUGGUGUAUAUUCUUGGUAUUUAAUGCAUAAAAGGAGGAAACAUGUAAAACUGAAUGUAUUUAAUACAGAUGCAUAUUUUCAUAUAAAUUCUAAUACAGAGAUUUAAUUUUUUGUUCGAAUGUCAUAAUUGCAGGGCAAUAAAAUUUGAUAUUUACGCAAUAACAAGACGUUUCGUUUUCAAAAUAGUUUCAAAUGAAUGUGGUUUUGAUAUAAAAUAAAAGCAUGCCGAAAAAUACUUUAAUAAUGUGAAACAUUCUUAUUGAUCUGAAAUUUAAUGAGCCAUCAUAUUACUUGAAAUGUAACACACGCAAUGAACACAACAGAGUUUUAUGGGUACUCCUGAAGUAUGCGCACCAAGAUGUCGCACAACCUGAACCAUAAACUGGUACACAACCUGAGUUCAGGUUGUGCGCUUAAUUCAGGAGGUCUGUUUUAUGUUAUGUGUUGAGGUAGAUAUUAACUUUAAUAUUGUAUUAAAUCACGGUGAAGUUGUUGAUGCCUCACUAAAAUUUGUCCUAACUCCAACACUUUUUAUAGUGCUAUAAUUUUGUAGUUUUAUUGCAAUGAAAUGUGUGCUUGCUUUAAAUGUUAUUUCACAACUUUUAUUCUUUUGAAUUUUAAAUAUGCAUUUGUUGCUAUUAUCAAUAUCAGUUUUCUCUGGUCAUAAUUUCAAAUAUAUUUUGGAGAAAUGUCUUUCUCUAAUAACUAUUAAAUGAAAGUUUGUUUUUUGUUAUUUUUAUUUACAUCUAUAUUGUGUAAUAUUGUCUAAGUGGGCUGAGCAUUUUAUUUAUGUAAAUAGGAAACCAAUUUGUAAAACCAAGGCAAGCAAACAACAAAACACCAAAGUAAAUAUUUCCAAAUUCUUCACAUGGAUUGGUUGUCCACCUUUUAUUUUUAUUUUUUUAUAGUUUUUUUCAUCAUGUAUAUAUAUAUAUAUAAUGAAUAAUGUAUUUGCUAUAGCACGUUUUACAAGGCAAUUGACUCCACAUUUCAACCUUAAGUAAUUGGCGUAUAUUUACGGCCAAUUAAUCGCUUUAAUUUCAUUCAAAGUGUUAUUACCAUCAAUGCGGUGCGACAAUAUGUCCGGUUGAGGAAUUCUUCUACGUCCUUAUGAUUUAGAAAUUCUUGUGUAAUAAAAUGAUACUCUUCUGUCGAUCCACGAUUCAAUAACCAUAGUUUCCUUUCCGCGUAAACUGUCAGUAAUAAACAUUGAUCUUAAGAAAUUUGUUGUAAAUGAAAACAGCAAUUGAUCCAUAUACUUCAAAAACAGUGUAUGUGAUACGUUAUGGUUCUUAUAAUAUGCCGAAUCUCAGAGAUGCUUCUGUGCAUAUCUUCAGUUUAUGAUUUUCGAUUAGGCUUGCUACUUUAACUACCUUUUCGUAAUAUUGUACAACGUUUUGAAUGGGCUCACUUUUUGAAGACUGAGCCCGUCGGAAAUUAUUAAUUCGAAGCAACCGAGCUAUUGCCGCUGUUUACAACGCUUGUGAUUUAUUCUACAAGAUUGAUCAUGCUUUUUUUAUUUACUUAAACCAGGACUUAAAAGCCAUUCUGGCUUACAUACAACUCUGUCGUGGUCUUUAUUUCUGUCGUUUAGAAUUUACAUUCAUUACUUCCAAAUCAAACUGCAAUGUCUGCCAUUGUUAUUUUUAUUUAUGUUUGACAUGAGUGUGGAAACAAUCAAGGGAACUUGUCAGUGUCAAUUAAAUUAAGCGCGGAAAUCAGUUGAUUCAUGCUUUUAUCUCCUUGACUAUUUUAUGUCUGUUUCCAUUGCGGUACCAAUUUACUCAUUCUAAAUGACCUCUUUUCUACGUCGUCUAUUGAAGCGGAAGUAAUAAUUUAAGGAGGUUAUUGUAUUUUUGUUUUUUGCUAUGCUAUCCUAGUUGCUGCACCACCAAUCUACUUUAUUUGUACAAUUUCAAAAAUAAAAAAAUCUCGAAAUAUU
Molecule: messenger RNA, 7025 nt
Organism: Styela clava
Lineage: Eukaryota; Metazoa; Chordata; Ascidiacea; Stolidobranchia; Styelidae
Source: RefSeq, a predicted model, not a curated record